Messenger RNA from Penicillium alfredii, 1044 nucleotides. It is a transcript of the gene erg20, whose product is annotated as bifunctional (2E,6E)-farnesyl diphosphate synthase/dimethylallyltranstransferase. Gene Ontology annotation, cellular component: cytoplasm. Gene Ontology annotation, biological process: trans, trans-farnesyl diphosphate biosynthetic process. The coding region runs from base 1 to 1044 and encodes 347 amino acids. Gene Ontology annotation, molecular function: (2E,6E)-farnesyl diphosphate synthase activity; dimethylallyltranstransferase activity. The transcript has 2 exons. The record is from RefSeq and is a predicted model, not a curated record. NCBI's taxonomy places the organism in Eukaryota, Fungi, Ascomycota, Eurotiomycetes, Eurotiales, Aspergillaceae.
AUGGCUUCUACUACCAAACGCGCCGACUUCGAGGCGGUCUUCCCCUCCUUGGCCCAGGACAUUCUGGCCCACGCAAAGCGGUACAACCUUCCCGCCAAUGCGCUCGAGUGGUUGGAAAAGUCCCUCAAUGUGAAUGUCCCCGGUGGGAAGCUUAACCGUGGGCUCUCGGUGCCCGACACCGGCCUGGCGCUCCUAAAGCAGCCCCUGACCGACGAGCAGUUCGAGCACCUCAGUAUUCUGGGCUGGUUCACUGAAUUGCUCCAGGCAUUCUUCCUGGUUAGCGACGAUAUUAUGGACGGUUCGAUCACUCGCCGUGGCCAACCCUGCUGGUACCGCCAAGAGGGCGUGGGGUUGAUCGCCAUCAACGAUGCCUUCAUGCUGGAGUCGGCAAUCUAUAUUGUCCUGAAACAAAGGUUCCGCUCGCACCCGGCCUAUAUUGACCUGGUGGAGCUUUUCCACGAGACCGCCUGGCAGACGGAGCUGGGCCAGCUGUGUGACCUGAUCACCGCCCCCGAGGACAACGUCAACCUUGACAAUUUCUCUCUGGAGAAGUACAUGUUCAUCGUCACCUACAAGACGGCCUAUUACAGUUUCUACCUGCCUGUCGCACUGGCCCUGCACUACUUGCAAGUGGCCAGCCCUGAGAACCUUAAGCAGGCGCAUGACAUCCUCAUCCCACUGGGCCAGUACUUCCAGAUCCAGGACGACUACCUGGACAACUUUGGGGAUCCUUCGGUCAUCGGCAAGAUCGGCACCGAUAUCCAGGACAACAAGUGUUCGUGGCUCAUCAACCAGGCCAUCCAGCGUUGCACCCCAGAGCAGCGCCAGGUGCUGAACGCCGCCUACGGACGCAAGGACAAGGAGCAGGAGGCCAAGGUUAAGGCUAUCUUCAACGAGCUCGAGCUCGAGAAGCUUUACAAGGAGUACGAAGAGAAGGUGGUUGGGGAGCUGCGUACGAAGAUCGCUGCCGUGGAUGAGUCCAAGGGCCUGAAGAAGGAGGUCUUUGAGGCAUUCCUGGCCAAGAUCUACAAGCGCACCAAAUAA